Molecule: messenger RNA, 1241 nt
Organism: Phodopus roborovskii (desert hamster)
Lineage: Eukaryota; Metazoa; Chordata; Mammalia; Rodentia; Cricetidae
Gene: Xkr9
Product: XK related 9
Exons: 3
Coding region: 120-1241 (373 amino acids)
Biological process (GO): engulfment of apoptotic cell; apoptotic process involved in development; phosphatidylserine exposure on apoptotic cell surface
Cellular component (GO): plasma membrane
Source: RefSeq, a predicted model, not a curated record
CUAAGUAGAUUCAGAGAAUAGAACUUAAAAUUCAGUGCUAAGCCACAGAAUAGUCAUUCUGGCUCCCCCCCCCCUAUUUUUAUAUCUGAAAAAGAGUAGAUAACUAAAAGUCAUUCAUAAUGAAAUAUACCAAAUGCAAUUUCGCGAUGUCAGUCGUUGGCAUUAUACUCUAUGUAACUGAUUUAGUUGCAGACAUCCUCCUAUCUGUUAGGUAUUUCCACAAUGGACAAUAUGUUUUUGGUGUUUUAACAUUGAGCUUUGUGCUCUGUGGGACACUCAUAGUGCAGUGUUUUAGCUAUUCAUGGUUGAAGGACGAUUUAAAGAAAACAGGACAAGAAAAUGAGCAUUAUUUUCUUCUACUUCAUUGCUUUCAAGGAGGAGUCUUUACAAGGUAUUGGUUUGCCUUGAGAAAGGGUUACCAUGUGGUUUUCAAACAUAGCAAGAGAACAAGGAAUUCCAUGGAGGGACAAACGGAUCCUCACAAAGAAGUCAUCGACAUCGUCACUGACCUGAGCAUGCUCAGGCUGUUUGAGACCUACCUGGAAGGCUGCCCACAACUCAUCCUUCAGCUCUACGCCUUUCUGGAACGUGGCCAGGCAAAUUUAAGUCAGUAUGUGGUCAUCAUGGUUUCCUGCUGCGCUAUUUCUUGGUCAACAGUCGAUUAUCAAAUAGCUUUAAGAAAGUCAUUGCCCGAUAAAAAUCUGCUCAGGGGACUCUGUCCCAAACUCACCUAUCUCUUUUACAAGCUGUUCACCUUGCUGUCAUGGACACUGAGUAUUGUGCUUCUGCUGCUUGUGGAUGUGAAGGCUGCUUUGUUUCUGCUGUUAUUUCUUUGGAUCAUAGGUUUCAUAUGGGCGUUUAUAAAGCAAACUCAGUUUUGUAACUCUUUCAGUAUGGAGUUCUUAUACAGAGUUGUUGUUGGAGUCACCCUUGUGUUUACAUUUUUUAAUAUCAAGGGGCAGGAUACCAAAUGUCCGAUGUCUUGCUAUUAUACUGUAAGGGUGCUAGGCACCCUGGGGAUCCUGACUGUGUUCUGGGCUUACCCUCUCUCCAUUUUUAAUUCGGAGUAUUUUAUCCCCAUCAGCGCCAUCGUAGUUCUGGCUCUUCUCCUUGGGAUUGUUUUUCUUACUGUUUAUUACGGUGUUUUCCACCCAAACAGAACUGUCAAAGCGCAGAAUGAUGAAACUGAUGGACAGCCAGCACAGAGAGACUGUAGAAUGAGAUAUUUCCUAAAGGACUAA